AUGGCUGCAUUGGAGGCCGACGCGUCCGACGAGCUGCAGCUGGAUUUGACGCAGCUCGACAUUACCGGCGAUGACUUUGACUUUGACGACAACAUCGAAGACCACCUGCAGGAUGAAAUUGUGCAAGAAGCGCUGGAUCAAGGGCUUGACCUUCGCGCGCACGCCCGUCAGGUUGAGCGCGACCUUGACUCCACCAUUCGUGAAUCCAUUCAGGACUACCUCUCCGAAGCGCUCCGCAUGACAGAGUUGUACCAUCAGGUGCAGUCCUGUGACAACAUCCUGUCUUCCAUGGAAAACAUGCUGUGCGAGUUCCAGACCAACCUCGGUGACAUCAGCGGCGAGAUCCAGUCCUUGCAGGGGCAAUCUGUGGACAUGAGCAUUCGCCUCAAGAACCGUCGUCAGGUGCAGCAACCCUUGAGUGAGCUCAUCGGCCGCCUCGCCCUACCCUCGGACAUUAUCGAUUCCAUCAUGUCCCCGACCGUGGGGCCAGACUUUGAGGAGGCCGUGAAAGAAUUGCAUCGCAAGCUAGUGUUUGUGGAGGAGCGUGGUGGCAACUUGGCAGCCGUAGGCGACGUUCAAGGCGAUCUGGAGCAGCUGUCUCUUCAAGCCGCGGCCAAGAUUCGUGAACUUUUCAUGAACACGAUUAUGCGCGCUCGCAAGCCGGGCCGUGACCCCCAGCUCAUUCUCACCUUUUGGCGGGACAACGGUGGACCGACACAGAUGCCGCAAGAAACGCUGCUGAAGAACAAGGCCUGCUUUGAGUUUAUGCUCAAACACCAUCGUCCCACCGCCAAUGAGCUUCGUGCUGAAUACGUCAACACCAUGUCCAAGGUUCAUGCCUCGUAUGUCAAGGCAGACGUACAGCGCUUGCUCAAGAUGCAGAUCUCGGACAACAGCAGUCAAGACUUGCUGGGCGCCGAAGCGGGGACAAAACGCAGCGGCUUCUUUUCUAGCAAGCCAAGCACCAAAGCAAAGCAAACCACGUUCACGCUGGGCAGCCGUGCCAAAGUUCUCGAGCGCUUGGACGACACGAUUCUACUAUCACAAAACACCGAGGUGCAGGCCGACAAACAGCAACCUCUGGCCUAUGAAGACAUUUUCCGCUCCUACCAGUUGGCCAUGGCCGACAUUGGGGCGCGCGAAUUCCUCUUCUGCACCGAGUUUUUCAGCGUCAAAGAAGCCAAAGGCUACGAGUUUUUCAAAGAAGUUAUGGGCAAGGCCAUGGGAUUCAUUCUCAAGCAUCUGGAAACACACCUGGCUGCAAGUUUUGAUGCCAUUGGCAUUGCACUCUGCGCGCGCAUCAACACACAUUAUCGGCAUUAUGUCUCUGACAAGGGAGUGAAAGCGCUCAAGUCUUAUUUUGACACAACGGAAAAGCUUCUAUGGACAAAUUUUGAGCGCAUCAUCAAAGCGCACUUGGAGAGCGUUCUUACCGUGGACCCCAGCCGGCUUCGGGACAUUGACACGCGCCCACACUACAUUGUGCGGCGCUACGCCGAAUUCAGCGGUGCCAUGAUCCAACUCAAGCAGGGUCACGAAUUCCCUGUUCUGGACAAGUGUUUGAAACAGCUGCAGCAUGAAGUGAUGAACUUGAUCUUGCGCAUUGCCGCAGAGUUUACCGAUCGGAAGGACCAGCUCGUUUUCCUCAUCAACAACUACGACAUGAUGCUCUCAGUCUACUCUGGGGUGACCACACAGGCGUCGCAGGAAGCGGCAGACACCCAGGCUGCCCUGCAGGCACGGAUACAAGAGUAUGCGCUGGUAGAGUUGAGCCCCGGGUUCGGUGGCCUCAUUGGCUUCGUAAAGCAGGCUGAGGCCUCUUUGGCAACGGGGCGAGCCGAAGCCUUGGCGCAAAACACGGGCAAGAUUCAGGGCCUCAUUGAUUCCUUUGCGAGCAACUGGCGGGACCACAUCAACACUAUCAAUGGCGGAGUGAUGCGCUCUUUCACCAACUUUGAGAACGGUACUGCCAUCCUGCAGGAGGCCCUCACACAGCUCGUCGUCUACUAUGAGAAAUUCACGGCCAUUCUGAAAAAGGCGCCCUUUGCUCAGGCCAGCUCGUGGAAGAAUCUGGUGGAUCGCCACCAGCUCAUGGUAGAGGUCAAGAAGCACAAGACCACUUUUUAAGUCGAGCCUGUUGCUGAAGCGGCUGUUUGACUAGUCUGGACGGUGGCUCAGGAACCAGAUCUUGAUGAAUUGGUAAAAUUUAAUUUUGUGUGGUG
Messenger RNA from Monosiga brevicollis MX1, 2222 nucleotides. RefSeq lists its product as uncharacterized. The transcript is spliced from 18 exons. The record is from RefSeq and is a predicted model, not a curated record. Gene Ontology annotation, molecular function: syntaxin binding. Bases 1 to 2127 code for a protein of 708 amino acids. Gene Ontology annotation, cellular component: GARP complex. Gene Ontology annotation, biological process: Golgi to vacuole transport; endocytic recycling; lysosomal transport. Lineage: Eukaryota; Choanoflagellata; Craspedida; Salpingoecidae.